AUGGGAAAGUUUGGCCGUACAUGCGUCAGCAUCGUACCAUACUUGUUUUCUCUGGCAUCGCUGGUUUGCCUUGCAAUAGUUUGCGUCAGUUGCAAUAGGAAAACUGCAGACAUUGAGAAUCUCUACUUUUUGCGGGUGAACUUUUCGAACUUCACGGCGCUAUCAGACCCGGAGUCCAUCGACAAGAUCCAACUUCGAAACUCGACCAGUGUUGAAUACCUCAGCACCGCGCUACACAAGGCGCAGAAAGGUGGCGAGCUCAAAGACUUUUAUUCAGUUGGCCUGUGGGGCUAUUGUGAAGGAGAGGUCUCCGAUAAUGGAAGCUAUGAGACCACCUACUGCUCCAAGCCUCGCCCGAAAUUCUGGUUCAAUCCUCUCGACAUAUGGCGGCUGAAUGGCACGACCAGCGCAAGCGUCAACGCUGACACCGACACCGAUGACAUGCCGCUUCCCUCCCACUUGGCUAAAUCCCUACGAGUCUACAAGAAAGUCUCCCUUUGGAUGUCCACAGGCUACAUAAUCGCCAUCACCGUUACCACCGUCGAGCUUCUCCUCGGUGUCCUCUCCAUAUGCAGCCGCCGGGGCAGCUGCAUCACAGCCCUGGUUUCAGCCGUUGCCUGCCUAUUCACUGUCGCGGGGACCGUCACCGCAACCGCAAUAUUCUCAGUGCUGAAAGGGACCUUUGUGACCGUCUUGCGGGACCUUGACAUCACAACUACACUGGGGAUCAGGGUACUGGUUAGCUCCUGGGCAGCGGUUCUCUGCUCGCUAGCUGCUCUGGUCUUCUGGAUUGUCACAAUGUGCUGCUGUGGCGAGCGUCCAGGCACGUCCAGACAGCCGGAUCGUGGCCCGAAGUAUUCCCAUGUCGGCCCCGGCCCGCUGCACCCUCUCGCCAUGACCCACGAGCAAUCGCCGUUUCCGCCUUCCGCACCUGGUGCCGGCCCGUACCCUAUGCAGCCAGUGCAGCAGAUGCCUUACGGCCCGCAGACUGGUGGUUAUGUCUAUAGGUGAGGUGAGGCCGCCGCUCUGUAGUGUCUGCUGUGGCUCAAGUGGCGUUCAAUCGGUGCCCUGUUAUCCCUCUUUAUGUGGGGCAUGCAGCAUCUUUCCAAGGGAUUCUAAAAAGUCGCCCACAGAUUAGCUACAAAGGUCACAUCACGCUUUCUCAUACCUAGACACGCCUGGAUGAUCUUGGAGGGAAAACCAUGUCUUGAUAGUUUGAAUUCUUGGAACACAAAAAAGGAACAAAUCAAUUAUAGCAACGUGGUCAGCCAACUCCGUGUUGAUUUGUUCCGCUCUCCAUCGUUCUGGUGGCCAUUGGAUACGGUGAAUGCUUCUCAACCACCUUAGAAUAGAUGAGCCCCAUUCUGUACUGAUGGAAGACUGCAGACAUUGGGGUGAACCAAGGAUACAGGUUGGCCAUGGGACAACAGGGGUAAAGCGUUCUCUAAGACUGAUUAUCUCGAGAAAGCGAAAUAAUAAAAUAGUGCUCGGG
Messenger RNA from Aspergillus calidoustus, 1492 nucleotides. Lineage: Eukaryota; Fungi; Ascomycota; Eurotiomycetes; Eurotiales; Aspergillaceae. The record is from the annotation of a GenBank genome assembly.